AACUCUUCUUAUAGUUUCUUCGUUGAUAUAUAAAGCACACAUAGAGAGAACAAAAAAAAAAAAAGAAGAAGAAGAAGAAGAAGAUACAAACAAUUUUUGCAGAUUUUAAAGAAUGUCUUUCAAGAAGCCUCAUCAGAAGUUAGAUGCUAGGUUCAUAACACAGGAAGGCGACAAGUUUGUGAUACUACCUAAAGGACUCAACAUUGUGUGGGGAAAUGAUUCUCGAUACUGGAAAGUACCAGAACAAGGUGCUGCAGAGUUGACACAAGUUUCAUGGUUGGAGGUAUCGGGUGUGGUAAAAAUAAGUAAUCCGAAGAAAUACAAGGUUACAUUUGAGGUGAAAGUUAAAGAAGAUGGGUUUGGUUGGAAAGACACAGAUGUUCUAGUGAUGGCAAAAGUAGGGAGAGCAGGAAAAUACAUUUAUAAGGCGACGAAAAUAAGUCCUGGUUGCGACAUGAGCAUUCCUUCUGAUUCACUUGAGAUUGAUGUGGCCAAACCUUCAGACCUUCAUUUUGGAUUAUAUGAAGUGUGGAGUGGAAAAUGGAAGGGAGGCCUUCAAAUUUUAAGAGCAGUGGUCUCACCUACGACUUAGAACUCUUAUGCUCCCACCAUCAUUUCAUUCAUAGCUGUGACAUAAAAUGCAAGUGAUGUUAGAAUAACAGUGUGCUUUGGUCAUGCUGAGACGUAUUAUAUAUAUGGGUCUGAUAGAGAAAAUUAUAUAAAUAAAAUGCUAAUUAUGAUUGCCUUAAAUUAAUAUUUGUAAUAAAUAAUGGAUUUCAUUAUGUUUUA
Molecule: messenger RNA, 789 nt
Organism: Cajanus cajan (pigeon pea)
Lineage: Eukaryota; Viridiplantae; Streptophyta; Magnoliopsida; Fabales; Fabaceae
Product: protein PHLOEM PROTEIN 2-LIKE A9
Molecular function (GO): carbohydrate binding
Source: RefSeq, a predicted model, not a curated record